Penicillium paradoxum is the source of this 3168-nucleotide messenger RNA. RefSeq names its product ubiquitin-ubiquitin ligase UFD2. Gene Ontology annotation, cellular component: ubiquitin ligase complex; cytoplasm; nucleus. Bases 1 to 3168 code for a protein of 1055 amino acids. NCBI's taxonomy places the organism in Eukaryota, Fungi, Ascomycota, Eurotiomycetes, Eurotiales, Aspergillaceae. Gene Ontology annotation, biological process: protein polyubiquitination. The transcript is spliced from 6 exons. The record is from RefSeq and is a predicted model, not a curated record. Gene Ontology annotation, molecular function: ubiquitin-ubiquitin ligase activity.
AUGUCGGACACAAUUUCUGAUGCGGACAAGAUUCGCAACAAGCGUCUUGCGAAACUCUCAAAUCCAAACCAGUUCCCAGUGGAAGGCAACUCGGAUUCAGCGCAGAGCUCAGCGAAUACCUCUCCAUCACAUUCACCAAUAUCCGCUCAGUCACCGAGCCGUCUUUACAACGCGCCAUCGACCCCGCAGCAAUCAGAAGGCAAGCGGAUUAAGAUCACACCAGCUACAAAUACACCAGAGCGUCCGCGAUCCGCCGCUCCCUCGGCACCAAGCACCCCUCCCCCACAGAAGAUCGAAAGCAUCGAGGCCUUCGAAGACCGGACAUUGAGUGCCGUGUUCAGACUGACUCUGAAAGAAGAAGGCCAGCGUGAUAUUCAUGGCCAGCGCACAUACUUGCCAGGACUGCGGAGCGAACUCCAGGAUGAGGGGCAAGAUCUGCGCAUUCAGGUCUCAGUCUUAGAUCAGGCCCUUCUAGAAGCCGCGUCGAAGGCUGAGAGAGAGCGUCCUCUCGAUUAUCUGCUCCCUUGUUGGAAGCGUAUCACAAAGUUACAUAAAGGGUUGAGGCGGACAGGGGACAAUGACCCGAAGUAUCAGGUGUUGUGUGAGGCGCGGCGUCUGUGCAUGAGCUACUGUAUCUUUGCGAUAACUAUGCCGGAGAUGUUCGGGUGUGAGUGGUCACCAGAAUCAUCACUAGCCUCCCAUCUUCUCGUAGACCCUGAAGAUGACAGAGGAAUCGAUUUCGAUUUCAUUAACGAGGCUGUGCGGAGAUUUGAUGAGGAUGAUUCCGUUAAGCCUGCAUUCAUAUCUGCCGUGGAGCAGUUGAGCGCGCAGCUUUCUUCCAUGGACGUCAAUGGCGAUUACAAGCCUUAUGCCAUUGCUCUCCGAAAUCUUGUUCGGCAUGCUUCUAUCGCCGCUGCAAUCACAGAAUCAUCGAUUUUCAACAAUUCGAGAGACCCUGCUCAGUUCGAGAAAACCACACUUUUGGGCCCAUGGUUCCGCUUGUCGCCUCUCCAAGCGAGUGUCACUAUGUCCUAUUUCUCUAGUCCCAAGACCCGGGAUCAGGCAUACAUUUCCAAUGCGCAGCGGUCGCUUCGAAUGACACAGCAGAUGAUUAGCUCAGAUCUCCUUGAUGUCAUCAAUCACCUUAUCCGGGCCUCGAAAGAGGCUCGGGAUCGUGUUCUCGAUUGGUUCGCUACUGCCAUGAACAUCAACCACAAACGACGUGCGAUGCAAGUAGACCCCGAACUGGUAUCGUCUGAUGGAUUCAUGUUCAACAUCACAACGUGCCUUGAUCAGCUGUGCGAACCGUUCAUGGACGCAGCGUUCACUAAAAUUGACAGAAUCGAUGCAGGUUAUCUUCAUCGGGACUCCCGUGUUGACAUGAGGGAUGAAACCAAAAUCAAUGCUGAUCAGCAUGCCUCUGAUGCCUUCUACUCUAAAAGAGUUGAAGGAACGUCCAACUUUAUCACUGAAAUCUUUUUCCUGACCGUCGCUGCCCAUCAUUAUGGCAGUGAGUCAUUGUCAUCAAAGAUGGAACAGCUUGAGAAGGAUGUUCGACAGAUGGAGAGCACAAUCACUAAAUUUGAACUUGAGCGGAUUCGAUGGAUCAAUAACCCACAGCAAUUGCGCACCUUCGAUGCAGCCUUAAAAAAGUACAAAGAUAAGCUUGACCUGGGUAUCGCUCUCAAGUACAGUCUUCAGGGUGUGUUGUUCGACGACCAUUGGCAGGCUCGUUCCAUGCUCUUCAUGCGAUAUGUUACCGUGUGGCUUCUGAGAGUCGUUUCAGGGAAGAACUUCCCCAGGGAGAAAAUCACGCUCCCUCUCCCAGAGGAGCAACCUGAAGUUUUCAAAUGUCUACCGGAGUAUUUCUUGGAAGACAUCGUCAGCAAUUUCAAAUUCAUCAUGUGGUGCAUGCCACAAAUCAUUACUGCCACUCAGGGAGAUGAGCUAGUAAUGCUGUGCAUCACAUUCCUCGAAAGCUCCGCUUAUAUCAAGAACCCUUACCUGAAAGCUGGACUGAUCUCAAUUCUAUUCCGAGGCACCUGGAAACGCCCUGGAGGUGCCAGUGGUGUUCUGGUCGAUCUGCUCAAUUCCAUGCCCUUUGCCAACGACCAUCUCCUCCACGCGGUCAUGAAAUUCUAUAUUGAGGCAGAGUUUACGGGGGCGCAUACGCAAUUCUACGACAAGUUCAACAUCCGCUACGAGAUUUUCCAGAUCAUCGAAUGCAUUUGGCCUAACACUCUGUACCGCGAGAAGUUGUCCAUGCAAGCCAAACAAAACUUGGACUUCUUUGUCCAAUUCGUCAACCUUUUGUUGAAUGAUGUGACUUAUGUUCUUGAUGAAUCCUUCGGCGCUUUCAAGACCAUCCACAACACCCAGACUGAACUCAACACAGAGGGCCACACAAUGGAUUCUGCGACCCGCCAGCAGCGGGAGGAGAAUCUGGCAUCAGCGCAGCGCAGCGCCAAAAGUUAUAUGCAAUUAACAAAUGAAACGGUGUCAAUGCUCAAGCUCUUCACUGAUGCUCUUGCUGACUCGUUCACAAUGCCCGAAAUUGUCCAGCGACUUGCAGACAUGUUGGAUUACAAUCUUGACGCAAUGGUCGGGCCCAAGAGCUCCAACCUUCGCGUUGAUAACCUACAGGAAUAUGGAUUCAAUCCACGUGCCCUCCUGAGUGAGAUUGUGGACGUUUACCUCAAUCUGGCCAGCAAAGAAAACUUCAUUUUGGCUGUUGCUCGAGAUGGCCGAUCCUACAAGCCAGCGAACUUCGAGAAGGCGGCCGAUAUUAUGCGCAAGUGGUCAUUGAAGUCCCCCGAACAGGUUCGUCGCUGGAGUCAGCUUCAAAAGAAGGUUCAGGCCGCUAAAGAGGCCGAUGAACAAGCGGAGGAAGACCUGGGCGAGAUUCCCGAUGAAUUCCUUGACCCUCUUAUGUAUACACUCAUGGAAGACCCAGUGAUUCUUCCCGGAUCGCGGCUGUCCAUCGACCGUGCUACGAUCCGCUCCCACCUUCUCAGUGAUCCCCAUGAUCCAUUCAACCGUGUCCCAUUGAAAAUGGAGGAUGUGCUGCCUGACACCGAGCUCAAAGCCAAGAUCGAAGCAUUCAAGACAGAAAAAUUGGCUGGCAAACGGAGGGAAAUAGUGCAUGAUCAGAUGGACACUUCGAGUUAA